AAUCCAAUACACACACUCUUGUGUGUUAUAAAAAAAAUAAAUUGGAUCUCUAUCUCCGUCGGUUUCAUCGAUUGUUCAUUUUCUUAUUACUACUACGAGGCAUGGAUCUGAUGUGCUGGUACGUGUGCUUUUGGGAAUAAAACUUCCGUGUUAAACAUGUGGGGUUUUGCUUCAAAUGCUAUUGCUGGUACAUCUGGCCUAAAGCAUAAUUCGUUAAGACCACCCACUCAAGCUUCUCCUGACUGCUCAGAUGAUGAGAUCUCAGAAAAUAACAGUGGAGAUGAAGGUUUUGAGUGCCCAAUUUGCUGGGAAUCUUUUAAUAUUGUAGAAAAUGUACCUUAUGUGUUAUGGUGUGGGCAUACACUCUGUAAGAAUUGUGUCCUUGGUCUCCAAUGGGCUGUUGUGAAACUACCAACGCUUCCUAUUCAACUCCCAUUUUUCAUAUCGUGUCCAUGGUGCAACCUGUUGUCGUUUCGGCUUGUUUACAAAGGGAACCUCAAGUUUCCUAAAAAGAACUACUUUAUUCUUUGGAUGGUUGAGAGCAUGAACGGUGGUGAUAAGGUUAAAUCUCAUUCCUCUUUCUGUGGAGACCAUGUACCAGUGUCUGCUUGGUCAUGGAACCGUGGUUGGACAGGUGGUCGAUCUAGCCGGACUAACACGGCAGUUGCUCCAUGUACCCGCGAGUCAGAUCAUAACCAUGAUUCUCAUGCCACCCAUUCCAACGCAGAAAGACUCCAGUCGUCUCUUUGUAAGUCACUAAUCUUUUUUGUUCACUUGACGGCUAAGUUUCCAUUGGUCUUUCUAUUCCUCCUUAUCGUACUAUAUGCGAUACCUGCAAGUGCAAUCAUCUUAGCCGUGUACAUACUCCUUACAAUUUUGUUUGCCGUCCCGUCUUUUCUUGUUUUGUAUUUCGCGUAUCCAAGUCUUGAUUGGUUAGUUAGGGAGAUUAUCAAUUAGGGUUGCAAUUGGUUUUUCUUUUUUUAUCAUCAAUGACCCUUUUGUAUCCCCAGAUGUGCAAUUUGUUGAACAAACACUUAAUUACGUUGAAGAAGAUGGCAAUAUAGUUAAGAUUUUUGGGUAGGUGUUUUGAUUGUUUA
Erigeron canadensis is the source of this 1097-nucleotide messenger RNA. RefSeq lists its product as uncharacterized. The record is from RefSeq and is a predicted model, not a curated record. The coding region runs from base 157 to 957 and encodes 266 amino acids. Lineage: Eukaryota; Viridiplantae; Streptophyta; Magnoliopsida; Asterales; Asteraceae. The transcript has 2 exons.